This is a messenger RNA of Parnassius apollo (apollo), 261 nucleotides long. NCBI's taxonomy places the organism in Eukaryota, Metazoa, Arthropoda, Insecta, Lepidoptera, Papilionidae. The record is from the annotation of a GenBank genome assembly.
AUGGUGGUGUGUGGUAAAUGUUGUGAGGAAGUGUCUAGCGCCAUUCAGUGCUCUGCCUGUCGUAAGUUCUUCGAUUACCCAUGUUCUGGGAUAACUGAAAUUGGCUAUCGCAAGCUAGGAGUUAGACAGUCAUCGUGGCGCUGUGUUUCCUGUAAGAUGUCUCAACAAUCAACCCGGCCUGGAUCACCACUUCCUGAAACUACACGUCAACCUACUCUUGAUAAUGUUAUGAUUGAACUGAAGAAGCUUUUCUUAGCUUAG